Oppiella nova is the source of this 309-nucleotide messenger RNA. NCBI's taxonomy places the organism in Eukaryota, Metazoa, Arthropoda, Arachnida, Sarcoptiformes, Oppiidae. The record is from the annotation of a GenBank genome assembly.
AUGAAAAUCGUAAUAAGAGAUCGAUUCCAGAUCCUUAUGAUAUUCACUCAAAACAAGAAGAAUAAGACCACUGUUUUUGAUAGAAGUAAACGGAUUGCAAAUAUAGUAAACGCUCUUUACAGUCAGUUGAAUAUAUUUGUGGUUUUGGUCGGAGUUGUAAUUUGGACCGAAAUGAAUGAAAUAACUCUGUCGACUGAUGGCGACCAAACCCUUACCAACUUUUUGCACUAUAGAAGGGAACGCCUUAUAUCCAUCCAUCCCAAUGAUAACGCACAGCUAAUAACGGGCUCUUCGUUUGAUGGCGGAGUU